Molecule: messenger RNA, 2136 nt
Organism: Botrytis cinerea B05.10
Lineage: Eukaryota; Fungi; Ascomycota; Leotiomycetes; Helotiales; Sclerotiniaceae
Gene: Bcamf1
Product: Bcamf1
Exons: 3
Coding region: 394-1983 (529 amino acids)
Biological process (GO): transmembrane transport
Cellular component (GO): membrane
Molecular function (GO): transmembrane transporter activity
Source: RefSeq, a predicted model, not a curated record
GACUGCUUCUAAGAGUUUCCAAUCAGAGUUAGGCUCAACAUGUCUCAAUACUACAUGCCAACAUGUCUACGUUCGUAAGCAUGUACAUAUGCAAUGUUCAAACCUUAACAAUUGGAUGGUGGUGGAAUGACCAUCUCCGCUGUGGAAAAGUUUCUAUUCCGCUCUUAUCCCGAUCCUCCUUCCUUGUUACUCGGGUUCCAUCACAUCACGGACGGGAUAUAGAUAACCGGGACGUACGGUUUUUUGAUCGUUUUGAACUUCUUCAUUUACCGCGUGAACAAAAAGGAAGGGCUGGCCGAAGCUCGAAUUUUAAAGAAAUCUCCCGAUUCGGAUCAAGAGCUAAUUGACAGGAUUGAUAUUCUUGCUGCUCUUUUGGCUGCCUGGAGAGUUGCCAUGGAGACUCCCUUAUCGUCAACUUCCUCUUCCGAGAUGAUGGCAGGCCAUGAGUCUCUCAAUAUUGAGAAGGAAAAAUCUAGACCCGAGAACGCCCACCCGAACACUCUCACUCCUGUUCAAAGCAAAAUCGAACACUUUAAUUCGCGCCCCCGAGAGUUUACUUUCAUCGCAAUAAUAUGUAUGGCCCAACUUAUGACGCAAGCCGCAUUGGGUCAAGCGAUUGCUCCAUUACACAUCAUUGGAUCUAGUUUUGGCGUCACAAAUCCUGGACAGCUGAGCUGGUUUGCUGCUGCAUACUCACUGACGGUCGGUACAUUCAUUAUUAUUGCGGGACGUCUAGGAGAUCUCUAUGGCCACAAACUGCUCUUCAUAAGUGGUUUCUUUUGGUUCGCACUUUGGUCACUUCUAGCUGGUUUCAGCGCGUACUCGAAUGCAAUCUUCUUCGAUGUUGCUCGUGCCCUUCAAGGAAUUGGACCGGCUUUUCUUUUGCCAAAUGCUCUGGCAAUCCUUGCUCGUAUCUAUGAGCCAGGAAGGAAGAAGGAGAUGAUUUUUAGUCUCUUUGGUGCCACAGCUCCAACAGGCUUUACUCUCGGUGCAACUUUCUCGAGCAUAUUUGCGGAAUUUGUCUGGUGGCCUUGGGCGUACUGGGUUACUGCUAUGGUUUGCGUCCUACUCGCUAUAGUAGGCCUUGUUGUCAUUCCCCACACACCACCUCCACAAUUUGAUCGUUCAGUCAGUAUGUUCAAGCGAGCUGAUGGUCUCGGAGCCUUGACCGGAGUUGCAGGAUUGGUCCUGGUUAACUUUUCAUGGAAUCAAGGACCUGUAAUUGGCUGGACUACCGUUUAUGUUUAUGUUAUUCUGAUUAUUGGGGCUCUUGUGCUCGGACUUUUCGCAUUCAUCGAAUCUCGUGCGCCAUACCCAUUGGUACCAUUUGGUGCGUUUAACUCUCACACUGGUUACACACUUGCAUGUAUUGCAGGUGGAUGGGCUAGUUUCGGGAUCUGGAUCUUCUACUUCUGGCAAUUGUUGGAGGAGAUUAGGGGGAUCAGUCCACUCCUCGCAUCGGCAAUGGUCUCGCCUACAACUAUAAGCGGACUUUGUGCAUCAUUGACUACGGGAAAGAUCCUUAGCAAAGUCCCAGCCAGUACUGUGAUGAUGAUUGCUAUGACCGGCUUUCUCAUUGGAUCAAUUCUGAUGGCCACGGUUCCUAUCAAUCAAACAUAUUGGGCACAAACUUUCGUUGCAUGUGUUGUAACUCCUUGGGGAAUGGAUAUGUCAUUCCCAGCAGCAACGAUUCUCCUAAGCGAUUCCAUGCAUAAAGAUCACCAAGGGCUCGCCGCCUCUCUUGUCAACACGGUCGUCAAUUACUCAAUCUCGAUCGGUUUAGGUAUUGCCGGAACUGUAGAAGUCCAGAUUAAUAACGGCGGAAAGAAUCCCAAAGAUCUUCUGAAAGGAUACCGUGGAGCUCAGUAUGUAGGAAUUGGACUGGCGGGACUGGGCGUGGCUUGCUCAAUCAUGUUUUCGUUGUCGGAGAGGAGGAAGCGGGCUAAGGAUAGGAAGGAGGAGGGGCGGAUAGAGGAACCUUGAUUUGUUGACGAAGCGAUUGAUUUUUAUAUAUACCCUGGAAGUUUGCAGCUGCUGUUGCUUGAGUAGCAUUUGAUAGAUUAUGUGCUGUACUGUCACAAAACAAGAGUAACGAGAAUAACAAGAAGAUAUACAAUAAACCUUCAUUUACGCACA